Paralichthys olivaceus (Japanese flounder) is the source of this 1542-nucleotide messenger RNA. RefSeq names its product ankyrin repeat domain 34Ba (gene ankrd34ba). Lineage: Eukaryota; Metazoa; Chordata; Actinopteri; Pleuronectiformes; Paralichthyidae. Gene Ontology annotation, molecular function: protein binding. The record is from RefSeq and is a predicted model, not a curated record.
AUGGAGGGAGAAGGCUGUAAUUCGGGUGUAGCGAUGGACUCAGGUAACCCCUUACUGAGAGCCGUUUUCCUCCGUCGUCUGCGACUCACACGGCUGCUCCUGGAGGGGGGGGCUUACAUCAAUGAAAGCGACAGCCAAGGCCAGACCCCCCUGAUGGUGGCCUGCAGGACCCAGCAUGCAGACGCCCAGAGUGCGAGCCGGGUCAAACUGGUCCAGUUUCUGCUGGAGAAAGGAGCAGACCCCAACAUCCAGGACAAAGAGGGUCACUCUGCACUGAUGCACGCCUGCCGCGAGCAGGCCGGCCCUGAGGUGGUGUCUCUGCUCCUGGCCAGUGGAGCCGACAUUAGCUUGGAGGAUCAAUCAGGGAUGUCAGCGUUGGUCUACGCAGUCAUGGCUGGAGACUUGAAGGUUCUGAAGCUGUUGCUUGACACUUGCAAGGCCAAGGGGAAGGAGGUGAUCAUCAUAGCGACUGACAAAUUCCCAUGUGGACAACUGCUGGCAAAGCAGUACCUCAGCAUGCCUGCAAUUGGUCCUCUCGAUCAGACAGACAAAAUGGCAUCAGCAGCUCCUGCAUCUCCCUCUGAAAUACAGAUCAUCACCUCCCCUCAGUGCACCUCCUCCUCCUUAUGUCCCCCAAAGCCUGUCUUCUCUUUUAAAGAAGUCCAGUCCUGCGGUGUGAGCUCCCAUCCAUGUUCCCCAGCACGGUCUCGAGGAUUCGGCCAAGUGUUGGCAAACGGACUGCAGCAGCCCCUGCUGAGGUUGAACUCUGAGCCCUGGCUAAAGAUCCCAUCUUCUCUGCUCACUCAGCAAUCUCUUGCAGCCUCGUCUUCGAAAAAUGGCCACGACUUCAACCAAACUGACAACAUCUCUGUUAAAGUUCCCAUACUGGAAAGGGAUAAAAAAGUAGAAGGUGAAAACAAGAAAGACUACAAUAAACAAGCCAGACAGAAGAUAUCUUUACCAGGUCUUCUUUCACCCCACUCUGCCUCCCAUCCUAACCUCCACUCUGAGAACCUUGGAACAGAUUCAGCCUCCUCCUCUUGCCUGUCUGGUGGCAAAAACCAUCGUACUGCACUUCACAACAUGGCCUCCUCAAGCCUUCAUAGCAUCAUUCAGAGGCGCAAGCUGGGUGCAGACAUCUACAGCUCUGACCCUCAGCUUUCUGCAGACAUCCAAAAUCUCCCAACAGACACCAAGAAGCUGGCCCCCUUACGUUGCUCCAGAGAGUCAUUGCUGACCUUGGGUCCAAGCAGGAGAGUGCUGUCCGGGUAUGAGCGCAGAGGGUCCGCUGCCUUCUUGUUGGACCACAGUUCUCAGGCCAGACCAAGGUCUCUGCCCCCUCUGACCCUCAACUCCACCAACGCUCCUGUUCUCAAUGUUUGCAACUUAGAAGCCGGAGCUGGAGGAGGUUUCUCUGAGAAAGAGUCUGACCUACAAAGAUUCCUCCCCUCUGCUCCUCCGGGCCACCCCAAAGAGCUGACCAGGAGGAUGCUACUGAGGAGACAUUCAAUGCAGUCUGAACAGUUCAAAAGCACAGCCUGA